UGACAAUACUUCAUAGUCAUUUUGAUAAGUGCAAAUCUAAGAUCUCAGAUUCUCAGGUGCAAAUAUGCUUACUAAAGAGUAUCGAAUAUGCAUGCCAUUAACCGUUGAAGAGUACAAAAUUGGUCAGCUGUACAUGAUUGCGCGACAUAGCCUUGAGCAAUCAGAAGCGGGGAAUGGUAUAGAAGUUGUAGAAAACAAACAGUGUUAUAAUUGUGAACAUGGAGUGGGACAAUAUACAGAAAAAAGGAUUCAUCUGUCAAGUCGCCUGCCAUACUGGCUCCAAACCUUUUGCCCUAGAGUGUUCUAUAUUGUUGAAAAGGGAUGGAACUACUAUCCUUUUACUAUAACAGAAUAUACGUGUUCAUUUGUUCCAAGACUUAAUAUAACAAUUCGAACAAAGUUUGAAAACAACGCUGGUUCCUCUGACAAUUGUCUAGAUUUUCCUGUCGAAAGAAUAGAAGAACGAAAGGUCGAUUAUGUAGACAUAGCGUUCGAUGAAUUGAAUCCAAAGCAUUACAAGAAAGAAGAAGAUCCAAAGUUUUUUAAAUCAGCACGGACCGGACGUGGUCCAUUAGUAGAAGGCUGGCGUGAGACCGAUAAACCGAUAAUGUGCUCCUACAAGCUAGUACAAGUUUCUUUUGAGGUUUGGGGCCUGCAAACUAAAGUUGAGGAAUACAUCCAACAAUGUAUCAGAGAUAUUUUGCUACUUGGUCAUCGACAAGCUUUUGCUUGGAUUGAUGAAUGGCUUUGGAUGUCCAUUGAUGAUGUGCGUGAAUACGAGAGCAGAAAACAGGUGGAAGCAAAUCGAAAAGUUUUGUCUUGCGAAGAACAAGACCAAACAUUUGUGACGUAAGUGAUGUAAAUUCGGUUAGUGUGUAGUGGCAUCACCUUUAUAUUUUAUAUACCAUACAUUCACUUUGGCUUCACACUUCACAAUACACACAUACUAAAAAAGAACAAAAUAAAUCU
Molecule: messenger RNA, 969 nt
Organism: Sabethes cyaneus
Lineage: Eukaryota; Metazoa; Arthropoda; Insecta; Diptera; Culicidae
Gene: rdgBbeta
Product: cytoplasmic phosphatidylinositol transfer protein 1
Exons: 7
Coding region: 65-853 (262 amino acids)
Biological process (GO): phospholipid transport
Cellular component (GO): cytoplasm
Molecular function (GO): phosphatidylinositol transfer activity; phosphatidylinositol binding
Source: RefSeq, a predicted model, not a curated record